Fusarium falciforme is the source of this 2295-nucleotide messenger RNA. Its product is annotated as FAD-binding-3 domain-containing protein. The coding region runs from base 1 to 2295 and encodes 764 amino acids. The record is from RefSeq and is a predicted model, not a curated record. The transcript has 3 exons. Lineage: Eukaryota; Fungi; Ascomycota; Sordariomycetes; Hypocreales; Nectriaceae. Gene Ontology annotation, molecular function: FAD binding.
AUGUCCCCAUCUAAACCACCCGCUAUCGCAAUUAUUGGGGGCGGACCCUGUGGGCUUACUUUUGCUCGUCUGUUGCAGACUGCGGGGAUCAAAUACCACGUGUUUGAGCGCGAUCCAUCCCCGGAAUCGACGUCUCUCAAUCAAGGUGGCACACUCGAUAUUCACAACGAAACCGGCCAAGAAGCGCUGCGGCAUGCCGGGCUUCAUGACAAGUUCAAGAAGCUGUCUCGUCAAGAUGCCACGGCCAUGACGCUGAUGGAUUCCACAGGAGGAAUCAAGGCCUCUUUCAGUGACGACACUGAUCGACCCGAGAUCGACCGCUUACAACUGCGACAACUACUACUCAACUCUCUACCUGCAGAUAGCAUUCGAUGGGGAAAGACUCUCUCGAAGGUCGGCCGUAACGAAGACGAAAAACGGCCUGGAGCUAGCUCCUGGAUGCUGAACUUUGCCGAUGGCUCAACUGAGACUGGGUUUCGGCUCGUGGUCGGUGCGGAUGGAGCAUGGAGCAAGGUCCGACAAGUGAUCACAUCUACCAAGCCAGUAUACUCGGGCAAAAUGUUUAUUGAGGGCCGUCUGUCCAACGACAACCCAGAAUAUGGCACGGCGCGUGAAAUAGCAGGCAAAGGUACUGCCAUGGCUUUGAGUGCCAAAAGCGUGCUCUGUGUUCAGCAAAUGUCUGAUAGAUCGUAUCGUCUAUACAUGGGCGUGACAGCGCCCGAAACUUUGACACGGCCCGGAGGCGCCGCUGAUCCAGCUGAUAUGGACAAGGCACGAGCAACCAUGCUGGGACCGGGGGGGUUCUACGCCGACUGGGCCUCGAACACACGAGCUUUAAUCGCUGCUUGUGAAGGUCCUUGGCGCCCUUGGCCUCUCUAUCGCCUCCCUAUAGGUCUUUUCUCAUCAGAAACAACCGACAAUGGCGGAGCAGAUGGCACCGCCAACGACCCAGACCAGACGCGCUGGAAGCGCACCCCCGGCAUUGCACUCUUGGGAGAUGCAGCACAUCUUGCAACUCCAAACGGCGAAGGCGUCAAUCAGGCCAUGUACGACUCGCUGGUUCUCUUCAAGAAGAUAAUGUCUGAGCUAGGAGAUGAAGGAGCUCAGGCGGCUUAUGACGAGGAGGCAGACCAAGCAGCGUUGGGACGGGCCGUUGCAGCAUAUGAAGCCGAGAUGCUACCUCGUGCUCGAGAACACAUUCAAAGCAGUAUCGACUUGGAAAACUUGAUCAACCAAUGCCAACCAUCUUCCAGCACGCUGACGCCAUUUGUCAAAUGUGUGAAUCUAUCCUUUCAACAUCACCCUUUACACAAGCUCAACCAGACUGUUCAACCUCCUGCAACCACCAACUUCGAUAUGGCACCCUACCAACCCGGUCUAACGACCCUUGUGGACUUGGGUACCCAUAAACUCGAGCUGACCAUUUACGGGCCCCCUCGGAGAGCACACAACCCAAUCGUCGUCAUCAUCCCCGGUAUCACAAGCAGCAUCAAAGAGUGGUUCGCAGUCACGAAGAGUCUUUCAGAGUCUAUGAGUGUCAUGAACUACGAGCGCGCAGGAUACGGAUUAAGUGAACCAGCACCCGACGGUGACCCCAGGACCGCCGAGGACAUAGCAGCAGAAUUGCACGCGCUUCUGAGAGCUGCAAAGGUCGCGCCACCCUAUAUCGUGGUCUCUCAUUCUUAUGGCGGCAUAAUUCUACGGGAGUUUGUGAAGCUGAGGACUUUGGCUCAGUUCAAGGGCUUUGCCUUUGUCGAUGCCAACACCGAGGAGACGUCAUUGACCUAUCCGAAUCCGUUUAUUCGCGCUGUGCAAGGAGAUAUAGACACGCUACAGCUCUGCUACGGAGAUUGCCAUCGCUUAGGCCACAUAGACUGGCAAAAAUUGCUGGAGGAAGAGGGACGACCUGGGCAUAAAGUCGCAGCUGGCCGAGAAUUGUCUCAGUAUCAUGCGAGCGGUAAAGCCCUAGCUGCCAAGGGGCAUUCAGAGAUUGAAGAGCCUGAGCUCGGGCGUGUCCCUCUUGUUGUUUUGCAAGCAGAUUACGCCAUCGAUCUCCAAAAGAUCUAUGCUGAAGGUCUACGAUUGGGAAACGGCACUGAUGUUGAAAGGGCUGGGAUGAGCCAAUUCAUAUCUCAGGUCAAUGCGAUCGAAGAAUCCAUGCAAAAGAAGAUAUUGAACCUAUCCGAAAGGACAAAAUUUCAGCGCGUUUCUGGCGUUGGGCAUAGCAUUCAUCUUGCCGCCCCUGAGGCGGUUGUGGACGCUGUUAUAUGGAUUUUGAUGCAGUACAGGUGCUAG